Molecule: messenger RNA, 3326 nt
Organism: Astyanax mexicanus (Mexican tetra)
Lineage: Eukaryota; Metazoa; Chordata; Actinopteri; Characiformes; Acestrorhamphidae
Gene: matcap2
Product: KIAA0895 ortholog
Source: RefSeq, a predicted model, not a curated record
GAGGAGUCUGCAGAGCGGAGGACAGAGAGAGCAGCCGCUGCUUAUAGCAGGAGUUACUCAAACCUGUGAUAUUGUUUAUUUAUCUGUGUGACUGAACGGGUUUCACGGUCUGUCCCCUCCGAGGCUUUAUUCAGGGCAGGCAGGCGAUGCUGGAGGCUAUAAAAGUGACCGAACGCCUCCACUGGCCCGAGACAGAGAUGGCUAAGAAGUGUGUGUUGAGUCCGAUGGAGAAGCCGCUGAGCCCUAGCCAGCUGUACCUGGAGCACUGGUCUCCAGGUGUGCUAAAGGACCUGUUUGGAACCAGUAGCUACAAUGUUAUUUUGCAGAACGAAGAAGAGGAACAACUCAGUCCCAAACACUCCCCUUAUAGACGGCCCAAAAGAGCACAGCACCUCAUUUCCACAGCCUCGAGAAAGACUGGUGGGAGGCCUGUAGUGUUAACCAGGCCCAGAGAGGGAUACAGGAACGUCAGCCAGUCACAGCUCUUCUCCAGCAGCACUCGCUUUGGGAAUAAUAUCACAGUCCUUGGAAGUCCCAUUGGAUUGACCCCCCGCCCAGUCCCCAGACCACAACGAAGUUCCCAGGCAAGCUCCUCUCGAGUCAGACUACCUCUGCUGGCCAAAGCAGGCUCUGUGAGAGAUUCUGAAAACUCACUGAAGAAGCUAUGCAUCCUCACAGCCAUAAAGCCAUCCAACGUGGACAGUGAGAAGACCCGCUUUUUCAAGUCAGACUUCACCUACAACCCCCAGUUUGAGUACAGCAACCCGGUGGCUCCCAACAAUGCUUCUGACCGCUUCCUCACACAGGCUGUGCGAAUCAUGGAGCUUGCGCUGCAGAAGUACGGGAACUAUGAAAAGUUUGAACAAGCCACUGGAGGGAGCCUGCUGACCAAGAGCCGAAUCUGGUCCCAUGUGAAGAAGUACAUGGAGAAAGAAGGCUGUGUGGGGGAGAUAGUGGUGCACUUGACGGAUGACCUGCUGUCCAGAGCCUCCAUGACUGUAGUAAAUGGCAGACCAACACUGACCAUAAACAUCUCCACAGCCAGAGAGCAGUGGCUUGAGGGAAUGCUGAGACACGAGAUUGGCACACACUACUUCAGAGGCAUCAAUAACAGCCAACAGCCGUGGAACAGCGGGGCAGGGAGGAAAAAGCUGGGCCUGAGGCCUUUAAACCCCACAGAGGAGGGUCUGGCCAGUAUCCACAGCGUCCUUUUCCGCAGAGACCCCACACUGUGGCGAGCUGCACUCCUGUACUACACCGUUUACCAGGCCAGCCAUAUGAGCUUCUCUCAGCUAUUCCGCGACCUGGGACGCUUCGUCCACGACCCAAACACCCGCUGGGACUACUGCGUCCGGUCCAAGCGAGGUCAGACAGACACCUCACAGCCAGGCUGUUUCAGUAAAGACCAGGUUUACUUGGAUGGAAUCCUGAAGAUCCUGAGACACAGAGAGAAGAUUGAUUUUCAGCUCCUUACUGCACUGGGCAAGGUGUCCUAUGAGGACGUAGAGCGGCUGAAGGGUUUGGCGGUGAUGGAGCAUGUGCGUAUCCCUCACUUCCUGCAGGAUCAGAGCCGUUACUCUGAGCAGCUGCAGAAGAUCAUGGAAGUCAACCAGCUAACAGACGAGGAACUCCGUAUGCUCAUUUGAGCUCAGUCACACCCUUAGAGCCAACCUCGAGCUGACCAAUAUAAGCUGAGAAAUCUGACACGUAUCCUAUUGUGGCAAACCCUGCAUCUACCCAGCCUACGAGUGAUGCACUUUUAACCUAAGUGUACUUUACACCCUGUUUUUUUCUGUCCAAAGAUAAACAUAUUGCUAUUUCUGUGGUGUUUUGCUGUCUUUGAGGUUUAGGUAACAAUGACAUUUGACCUGCAGGUGAAGACAAAUAAAACACAACACAGCACAGCACCACCUGCAUGCCAUGCACAGUAAUACACAAUUUUUUUAAUCCAGUGCUGUAAAACUAGCGGGAGGCUAAACGAGUGCCAAUUUUUCAUCCAUGUGCAUGCCUGUUCUUUAUAUAUAUAUAUAUAUAUAUAUAUAUAUAUAUAUAUACUUUAACUAUAUGCUACUUUCUGUGUUUGUAUUAGAAACUGAUAAUCAGCAGAUAAACAAAUUUACAUGUUUUUCCUCGUUUGCAUAAAGUGAGCGUUAAGUGAUUUGUGCUUUAUAUAUUAAGUUUCUUUUGAUUUGCACUGAAGCUACAUAAAAAAUGUAGCUAACACGUAAUGGAAGUAAUAGUAUGACACAAUAUCUAAAAGUAUUUAUAUGUUGAAAACUGAAAUGUACAUUGUAAAUGUGGGGAGUAUUUGGAAUGCAGCCAGAAACAUGCAUGCAGCUUUUUUCAUAAGAAUCUUGUUUUUUUCUCCCAAACAACACUGAAAACACUGAUUAUUCUUAAAUGGAAGGCUAAAACCAUUACUUGUUAGCUACAUUAGCUUCAGAGGUCCCGUGCAAAACUAAAGAAACAGACUUCUGACACAAAACAAUGUCUUGGCUGUUUGGCCAUUUGUUUUUAUUUUUUACCACACCGUCGUACUAUAAAAUAAGGUUAAAUUAAUUGUGAAUACUGAUAAAAAAGCCCAGUUUAGUAUUGAUGUAGAGUAUUAAACUAAAGCUCCUAGAGAUAAAUGACAGUUUAUAUGUACACCUUAUUUGAAAACUUUAAACAGCAUUACUAAAAUGUGCUUUCAGACUACUUAAGCCAGAAGAUUUUAAGACCGUUAGAGACUAAUUAUUAUUGUUUAAAAACCUUUUUUAUGAAGUGGACAUCUUGUUUAAGCACACCAGCGGUUGUCACCAGCAUGCCUGCUGGGACCCAUUCUUGCACAUAUUAAACGUUAAGCUGCUCUUUUACCAGCAUUCUUUUGUAGACUAAGGUUUUCCUAUUUUGUAUGCAUGGAUUUUGUGUUAGAAAUUGCAAUCCUUCAAUGAACCGCUGUUUAGUUUUAAUGUUCUGUAUUGAGGACUGUAUUCUGUACCAGUGCAGUUGUGUAUUACUCUGGAUAUUUUAACUAAACUCCUCUAGAUUGUUGGUUACUAAGACUUACUAAGUUUUCUUUACUGACACUUUAUGGACUGGGAAUCCUCUGGGGAGAGGGAAAAAAAGGAAACAAAUCCACGCGUGCAUAAUGCGUGGGAGAAUAAAGGUGCUUUAUUCUGUUUUCAUUUAGACUGCAUACACGGACUAUAGUAAUAACCCACAUGGUAGUAUCAUCAUAUCUAUGUUUAUAAACAUGUAUAUUUAUAUACCACUGUUUCACUGUGUUUCUCUUUUAUUUGAAAAAAGAAACAUAACUGUGGAAUAAACGGACAGAAACAAUUCAA